Cinara cedri is the source of this 3269-nucleotide messenger RNA. NCBI's taxonomy places the organism in Eukaryota, Metazoa, Arthropoda, Insecta, Hemiptera, Aphididae. The record is from the annotation of a GenBank genome assembly.
AUGCGACUAUUCCCGUAUAUACCGAGACGUCCGUUUAGACAGACAAAAAGGAAGAGCGACUAUUUUUAUUGGGUACCUAUAGAUCUCGUAAAUAACUAAUAAUAAUAAUAAAUUGGCUUUAAACUACACUGAACUUUUAUUAUAGGUGAUCGUUGCUGAGAACGGUACUAUAGACAAUGCACCACAGCGCAAAGUACCGCUUGAAGGCAUGAGGCGAAGAUUGAAAGAUAAGGUGUUGGAAGAUAUUCUGGAAAAGUAAAGCCAGAAGUUGAUUGGAAGAAUGUAUCUCUUUAGAUAGGGAUACCUGGAGGCAAAUCGUUGGAACAGUAUAGUCUUAAUAUUCUAUAUCACAAAAGCAGACGUAGCUCGUAAUAUAAUAUUAAAUUAUAUUUUAUUUUUUUUAUUUUUGAUCAACGAAUAAAUUAUGACAACAAGUGACAAUUCAUUUUUUUUUAAAACGAACUUGAAAAAAAAAACACUGUAUACUAGUGUAUUAUACUCUUAUUAAUGGGUUUUGGACUCGUAUUAUAUAAUCGUAAUAUUUAAGGAGUAAAAAUCAACAAACGCUCUUAAAAAAUAGGUUUCUAUGCAAAAAAUAAGUUAGACAGAUAGACAGGAUCAAAUGAAUAUGUACCUAUAAAAAGUCAAAGUACAAAGGAAUAUGAAAGUAUACAGGUAUUAUAAAACACGAAAAUCGGAGUGGUUAGGCCGACGACGAACGGAGUCUAUCUCACAAACCUGCAAAGACCAAGACCUAAAAUACAUAGUAGAUAUAAAAAAAAAAAAUAGAAAUGAAUAGUAGCGACUGGAGUAUCGUAAGUAGAAAAGUAAUAUACCAGUCGAAAGACUGAAAUAAUACUAACAGAGUUGAGCGAAUAUUCGGCAGAACCGAAAAACUUAACCGGAAAUAAUAUUAGGACGGACUUGGGGGAAAAAAAAAAUAAAAAAAAGUUUGGCCACUCUUUGAGCAAGGUUAAAUUAUUGUAAUAUAUUCGCUCGAUCGAAAUACUGCAAUAUCGUCGCGUGAAAAUACAAACGGCGACGCGAAAAAAAGAAAAAGAAAAUCUCUAUAUACACAAUAUAUAUCGAAUACGAUAUAUAAUAUUUUAAACGAAUACUGAGACAUUAUUAUAAUAUAUUAUUAUACCCGAAGCUCCUCGAGGUGACAAUAAAUAAUAAAAUAUUGUAUGUAUAGUUUCCGAAAGUAUACAUUCUACGACGAUGGCAAUAACACAGUUCUAUAAUAAUAAUAACAAUAAUAAUAGUUGUAGUAGUGGUAGUAAUAAUAUUAUAGACGAGACUUUGUGUGAUGUUCGUAUAUUAUCCCCGGAAAAUAAAAACUUUCCGCUGAUGUAUUAUACCUUUUAGGCGCGCCUCCAUGGUGAGCAAAUAAUGGAAAAACUAUUCGUAAAAAGAAUUAGUUUUCCUUUAUAAAACGUAUUGUGUAUGUGUGUGUGUGUGUGUGUGAGUGCGCGCGCGCUAGGAAAAAUGUACGGCCGCGGCUGCUCUUUCCAGAGUCGUAAAUUCAAAAGUAUACGGGGAAAAUAUUACGCGCAGUUCUUCCCGGAAAUUUCGGCAGCUACUGUUACUGUAAUUUUUCAUAUGACGCGCGACGUGUAAUUCGAUUAUGAACACUACGCGUUUCAGUGCUCUUCGUGUACGCGAUAUGGUCGUCAUGAAGUGUGUGACUAUAUAUUAUAAAUACCGACGUUUCAGUUGCAUACGAUUCCGGAGCGCGAACAUAUUAUAACAGAGGAAAACUGGGGGGGGGAAAGACUCUUCUAAUACCGCUAAUGGAUGUGCCAAGGUAAGAAGUUGAGAAGAUGUGAUACGUAGCUAGGGUUAGGUUCUGCAGAACGAGGCUUGGUUAAACGUGUCUGAAAAUUCCGUGAUUUUUGCGAUUUUUAAAAUCGAAAGAAUUUUUACUUGAAUAAGCAUAAAAAAAAAAAAACAAAAUUAUUACAUUACGCUAAAUAAUAUUUCCGUAAACCUUACAGUUUUUUCGUUUGUUUAUUCCCGGAAAAAAAAACCGUAAAGUCAAAAUGUGACAUUUUCAUGAAAAAACUGCGAGAAUAUUGAUAAAUUUUAGUUUGUAUGAAUGCAAAAAAAAAUAUGUAUACAGCUUACGUUUAGUAUACUGCUGCAGGUGGGUAGUUGGAAAGAUGUGAUUUACAAAGCAGUUUAGUUGUUACACUGUAUGUAACGAUAAAUCAUUGCGAACGAAAAAACGAUUAUAAACGGAGUAGCAUAAUGGUAAUUUUUCUCCGUCGUUACCAAGGCAACCGAGAAAUUAACGAAAAAAGAACCGCUGGGGUAAAUUGCUUAUAAUUUCGGUAGAUUUUCAAAUAGAGUUCAGGUAGAAAAUAUGCACGGGUAUAUUCUGAAGUACAUUGGGUAUGAAAAUUAGAGCAUUUUUACUACUUCACAAAAAAAAAAAAAAUGUUUUAUGAGAAAAAAAUAUUUUUUUUUUAAAAAAACCAACUGUUUCUUCGUAUUGCUUAGAAUCUAAAAACUGGGUAGAAAAAGGGUAAAUUGUUUAAAAUGUCACUUUCCGUUUGCUUCUUUUUCGAAUCCCGAUGACGUGAGUAUAAUAUAUUUCGUUUUAUUAAUAUGUAGAGAUAAUACUCGUAGUCGGUCGCGUUUGGCUCCCAGCCUGUUAAUUUUCGGACACGCAGACGCCACUACUGCAAGCAGAAGAGCCUCCCUAUUCCCGGUCCCGCCCCUCCACACAGCGAGAGUUCAACAACUCCGGGAACAUUUUCCAAAGAGCACGUCGGCUCUUAUCGCUUCGAGAUGGCCGCCGUCUGAUAACGACCAAGUAUUAUUAGCGACGCGCUGCAGCCCGGCGCGGUUAACGGUAUUUGGUUACUACCAGCAAUGCACAGCAGAUGCCGACGCAAACCGAGACAGACUCGCGCGAGUCGUUCGUAGUGAAAUAAGUACUACAAGAUUUUAUACUAUACGCUGUAUCUGCAUUAGGGGUCAAAUCACAAACAGUGUACCGGUUCAUCAGCCAGUGGCGUAGAACAUUUAACUUUGUCUAAGACCCAACAAUAAUUAAUAAUUCGCUGAUCACCGUUAAUAAAUAAAUAACUAUUGUAGUAAAUUCACAGUUCUAUGGUUUAGUAGUUUUUCACAUCAACAUCUACCCUCCUCCCAAAUUUCGUUGAGCGUAGGCCUAGAAAAUCAGGCUUCACCGCGCCAGCUUAACGUCUAAAAUUAGUUCCGAACUUUCCGCCGUCGAACAGGAAUAAUCGCCGAAACCGUCA